This is a messenger RNA of Entrophospora sp. SA101, 4200 nucleotides long. NCBI's taxonomy places the organism in Eukaryota, Fungi, Glomeromycota, Glomeromycetes, Entrophosporales, Entrophosporaceae. The record is from the annotation of a GenBank genome assembly.
AUGCUUAUUUUACCUGGAAAUCUUGUUCUUUCUUCAUUUAAAUCUUCACAACUUUUAAAAAACAUACAAACCAAGUUUCCCUCAAUUGACUCGAUAACUGCAAUUCAUGUACACUUUAUCCAACCAUCUAAUGAAGCUUCUUUCAAAACAUUGAGUAAUACCGAAUCAAUUGAACGUAAAAUCCUUGAUAAUUUAUUAAAUUAUGGUAUUAUUUCAAAACAAGAAUUUAGUGAUGAUGCUGAUAUAAUAAAAAAAAGAGUUGAUUAUAUGAAGUCAUGUUUAAGAUCGCCUGAUAGAGCAGCAAAUGAUUCUCUUUUUUUCAUUGUAAUUCCUAGGCCUGGCACCAUUUCACCUUGGUCCUCGAAAGCUACUGAUAUUGCUUAUAUGUGUAAUUUAAAAGAACAUGUUGUGCGUAUUGAACGUGGCGUUGCUUAUUGGUUGUCAACUGGAGAAGAUAUAGACAUUCGAAACGUUAUAUCAGAACAACUUUUUAUGAUUGAUCAUUAUUUACAUGAUCGUAUGACUCAAACACUUGUAAAACAAUUGCCAACAUCUAAUGUAAUAUUUAAAAAUGGUAAAUACAUGCCAUUGAAAAUUUUAAAUCUAGUGGAUGAAAAUAAUUUUACAAAUGUCAAUUAUAGUUUGAUCAAAGAAAAAUUUGUCAAAGGGAAUAAGGAAAUAGGUCUUGCAUUGUCAGAUGAUGAGAUGGAUUAUCUUAUUGAUGCUUUUAUUGGCACUGGCAAAAAGAAUAAUGAUAACAUAACAUCAACAUCAUGUUUAUUUAGGAAUCCUACAGAAGCGGAACUUUUUAUGUUUGCACAGGUCAACAGUGAACAUUGCCGUCAUAAAAUAUUCAAUGCUGAAUGGAAAAUUGAUGGAGAAAAAAAAUCACUCUCAUUAUUUGACAUGAUUAGAAACACUCAUAAAUUGAAUCCUGAUCGAACACUUUCUGCUUAUUCAGACAAUGCUGCAGUAUUAGAAGGAUUCAAAGCUACAAGGUUUUCACCGGAUCAGAAUGAGGAAUUUGAAUACAGUUUAUCUCAAGAAAAUGUUCAUAUUGUUGCAAAAGUUGAAACACACAAUCAUCCAACUGCAGUCUCACCAUUUCCUGGUGCUUCCACAGGAUCAGGUGGUGAAAUCCGUGAUGAAGGUUCUGUAGGUCAAGGUUCAAAGCCUAAGGCAGGAUUAACAGGGUACAGUGUAUCAAAUCUUUUAAUACCUGGUUAUGUUUUACCUUGGGAAAUUGAUUUCGGUAAGCCUUCUCAUAUUGCCUCUGCAUUAAAUAUCAUAAUUGAAGCCCCACUUGGAGGUGCUGCAUUUAACAAUGAAUUUGGUAGACCAAACAUUACAGGAUAUUUUCGUACUUUUGCUCAAGAAAUUCCAAAAGUUAGCAAUGAUAAUGGUGAUAUUGACAUCCUUGUUAAUGAGAAAGAAAUUCGUGGAUAUCAUAAACCUAUAAUGAUUGCUGGUGGUUUAGGUAACAUUAGACCAAUGCAUAUUCAUAAGAAAAGAAUUGUACCUGGCACACAUUUAUUUGUCUUGGGUGGUCCAUCAAUGUUAAUUGGUAUUGGUGGUGGCACAGCAUCAUCUUUGAUUAGUGGUUCGAGUUCAGCUGAGUUGGAUUUUGCCUCUGUGCAGCGUGAAAACCCUGAAAUGCAACGUCGAUGUCAACAGGUUAUUGAUUCUUGUGCUUCAUUAGGUGAAAAAAGUCCAAUUCAAUCAAUUCAUGAUGUUGGUGCAGGUGGGUUGUCUAAUGCAGUACCAGAAAUUGUACAUGAUAGUGAAUUAGGCUGUAUCAUUAGAUUACGAGACAUUCCAAAUGAUGACCCUGGAAUGUCUCCAAUGGAAAUUUGGUGUAAUGAAGCUCAGGAACGUUAUGUCUUAGCCAUAUCCCCUGAGAAUACAAAUUUGUUUGAAAGUAUAUGUAGAAGAGAAAGGUGUCCCUAUGCCAAUAUUGGGGUUGCAACAAAAGAGCAAAAACUAAUAGUUGAAGAUUCAUUAUUUAACAAUGAACCAAUAAAUCUACCAAUGUCAAUUUUAUUUGGUAAUUUACCAAAAAUUUCAUUCAAAACAAGGAAAAUAAUUACUCAAUUUUCUCCAUUUGACACUAGUUUAAAAAGUUAUAUAUCAGAUACAAGUUUACAAAAUGAUUUGAUUGCUGAUGCAAUCAAUAGAGUUUUAAGACUUCCAACAGUUGCUUCAAAAUCAUUUUUAAUUACAAUUGGUGACCGUUCAAUAACAGGGUUGGUGGCACGUGAGCAGAUGGUAGGUGCUUGGCAAAUUCCAGUGGCUGAUGUGGCAGUCACUAUAUCAUCAUAUGACACUGAAGUUAUAACUGGUGAAGCAAUGGCAAUGGGAGAACGGCCACCUGUUGCUUUGAUUUCAGCAGCAGCAUCUGCUAAAAUGGCUGUUGCUGAGGCAAUCACUAAUUUAGCUGCAGCCAAUAUUACAUCAAUAUCCCAUAUCAGAUUGAGUGCAAAUUGGAUGUGUGCUGCAAAUCAUGAAGGUGAAGGAGCUAGAUUAUAUGAAGCUGUCAAUGCAAUUGGCAUGGAUUUGUGCCCUGCUUUAGGAAUCAGCAUUCCAGUUGGUAAAGACUCAAUGUCAAUGAAAAUGAAAUGGAGUGAUCAUAUUGAUAAUGGUAUUUGUAAAGAAGUCACAUCACCAUUAAGCUUAAAUAUUACAGGAUUUGCUCCUGUUAUAAAUGUUCAUAAGACAUUAACACCACAAUUACAUUAUGAUGCACAAGAAAAUACCAUUUUGGUUUAUUUUGAUCUAGCUAUGGGAAAGCAAAGAAUGGGUGGAUCUGCUAUUGCACAAGUGUAUCAACAAAUUGGAGCUGAAGCUCCGGAUGUUGAAAGUACACAAAUCAUAAAAUCAUUUUUUGAAGGUAUACAAAAAGUGCGUCAGAAUGAUCAAGAAUUAGUAUUAGCUUAUCAUGACAGAUCUGAUGGUGGGUUAUUUGUCACAGUGGUUGAGAUGGCAUUUGCUGGUCAUUUGGGAGUUAAAUUAGAUAUUUCAGAUAUUGUAAAAAAUGGUGAUGUUAUCAGGUCACUUUUUAAUGAAGAACUUGGUGCUGUUAUACAAAUUAGAAAACAAGAUUUAGAAAAAAUUAUUGAAAUAUUUACAAAAUCAAACUUUCCUAAAAAUCAUAUAUAUUGUGUUGGUUCAGUAUCAAAUGAUCAAGAUGUUAUAAUAAAAUUUCAAAGUUCUAUAAUAUAUAAAUCAACACGCAUGGAAUUACAACGAAUUUGGUCAGAAACUUCUUUCCAAAUUCAAUCAUUACGUGAUAAUAGUAUUUGUGCUAAAGAAGAGUUUGAUAAUAUUUUAGAUGUAAAUAAUCCAGGCUUACAUUUUCAUUUGACAUUUGAUCCAGCAGAAGAUGUGACCCUGCCAUUUGUGAAAUCACCAACUACAUUAAAACCAAAAAUAGCAAUAUUACGAGAACAAGGUGUAAAUGGUCAUAUGGAGAUGGCAUUUGCAUUUUAUUUGGCAGGAUUCAAACCAAUUGAUGUACAUAUGUCUGAUAUGCUAUCAGGAAAAGUUGCAUUAAAAGAUUUCAAGGGGAUUGUAGCAUGUGGUGGGUUUUCUUAUGGAGAUGUACUUGGAGCUGGAUCAGGAUGGGCAAAAUCUAUUUUAUUACACCCCAAUGUGAAAAAAGAAUUUGAAAAUUUUUUCAAAGAAAGAAAUGACACUUUUACCCUUGGUAUUUGUAAUGGUUGUCAAUUUUUAAGUCAAUUAAAAGAAAUAAUACCUGGUACAGAAGAUUGGCCAAUAUUUAAAAGAAAUAGAAGUGAACAAUUUGAAGCAAGAUUCAGUUUAGUUGAAAUUACUUCACGGAUGGAGGGUUCAAGAUUUCCAAUAGCAGUUGCUCAUAGUGAAGGUAGAGCUGAAUUUUUGAAUGAACAGCAACAAAUUUCCAAUUUAUUUUCAAAGAAUCUUGUAGCAAUAAGAUUUAUUGAUAAUUAUGGCAAACCUACUGAAAGAUACCCAUAUAAUCCAAAUGGUAGUCCUGCUGGUAUCACAGGAAUACAGACACCUGAUGGCAGAGUAUUGGCAAUGAUGCCACAUCCUGAACGCGUUAUUAUCAAAGAAGCAAAUUCAUGGUAUCCUAAAGAAGCCAAUAACUGGGGUGAGUUUGGACCAUGGUUAAGAAUGUUUAGAAAUGCAAGAAAUUUACAAACAUCACUUGACAUUCAAUAA